AUGGCACCUGUUUGCUCACCAGGACAGCCACCGGCGGGAUCGAAGGAUCGGCCACUCUUACGUGACUUCUCACGUGACUGCUCCAAGCGAGGAAACCAAAGUCAUGGAGUGCUAAUGGAUGUGAAUUGUGAUUUUUUUCAGAGUGAACCAACAGCCUGUCUGAUGGCCAGUUCCUCGGUGCGAGAAAACGAAAAAGGCCUGAGCGUAGCCUACAGGAAAGAUCGGCGGUCCGCGGUCAAGAGUGAACCAACAGCCUGUCUGAUGGCCAAUUGCUCGGUGCGAGAAAACGAAAAAGGCCUGAGCGUAACCUACAGGAAAGAUCGGCGGUCCGCGGUCAAGGUAAUCUCUUGGUAA
This is a messenger RNA of Gongylonema pulchrum, 354 nucleotides long. The record is from the annotation of a GenBank genome assembly. Lineage: Eukaryota; Metazoa; Nematoda; Chromadorea; Rhabditida; Gongylonematidae.